Messenger RNA from Arctia plantaginis, 321 nucleotides. The record is from the annotation of a GenBank genome assembly. NCBI's taxonomy places the organism in Eukaryota, Metazoa, Arthropoda, Insecta, Lepidoptera, Erebidae.
AUGUCAUUGUAUCCUAUUAAAAACCUGGAACCGGGUCCAGCAAGGCGCGACUCGGUGUUUGGCAACACUACAGCAACAUACUCGACGGAACAUAAUGACAUAAUUGACGGGGGAACGCGGGUGGCGGGCGGCGCGGCGGACUUUGCGGGGCGCAUGCGCGGGUUUGACGGCCAAGGUCGAGGCCGCGCGAUUCUGCCGCGCACCGCCGCGUCGCUCGGAUGGUUAUUCUCGCGCGCCCUCUUUCUGGUAACGACUUUUGAGGGACAAAUGCGCAGUAAACGACGCGAGUGUUCCUGUGUCCGGGACUACAAGGCCGUAUAA